AAUGCAUUGGUUUCCAUUGACGUCACAGUUGUUUAGAAAUGGCCGCCUAGGACUAUUGGAGCCAGUGCCCUGAAAUUUUCGAUUGUUACAUUUAAAAAAUUUGAGGCAGACUAUAACUUGAUUGUUGUAACAUAGAGAAUGGAAGAAGAUCCAAAGAAAAAAGAUCGAAGGAGGCAAAAGAAGAUGGACACUAAAGCUGAUAGUAGGAAACCUUCAGUUUCAGCAGACGGUCGACAACAAUCAGCAGACGUUGAGAAUGAAACAGGAAAACCUGUUGUUACACCACCACAAGAAGAAGAAUUUCCAACAAAAUUUAGAAAGCAAGAGCCAAAAACUGAAACCAAAAGAACAGUUGAAGUUGAAAAAAGAGAAAAUCAAACAACAGAAUUUACAAUGGUUGAUCCAAAGGAAUACGGCAUUGAAAUUGAGGAAGAGGAAUUUAAAUUUGAACCACCACAAAGAGAUGAUACAUUACCAGACCUACGUAGACUGAUGGACUCAUUAGAGGAUGGCCAAACCGACUUGGAGGCAAAAGACGACCCUCCAGCACUUUUUACAGGACCAACACACAUACCAAGUUAUACCAAGAUUUCAGAAUUAAAACUAGAGAUUGAGAAGUGUGAGUUAGAUCCAUAUCUGGAUCAUUUUGAAGAAGGUGUUAAAGAUGAAGUAGUAAUGCUUGGUCAGAUUUCUCUUGAAGAAGUCCAAGAAGAAGAAAAACGACUCAGAGAUGAACAUAUAGAAUACCUUGAUCAAGAGGCAAAAAGAAAGCGAGACCUGCAAGAAGAGGUGUUACAACGUGAAGAAGAAGCUAAGAAAAGAUUAGCUUUACUUACCAAACAGAAGAGAGAUGACAUCGCUAGGAGAGAGGAGAUACUGAGACAAAAGGAGAAAUUGUUGAUGGAUAGACUACACAGAGCCUAUAGAAGAGCUGAAAGUCAACUUAUCAGUACUCUAGAGAGUCGUAAAGGGGAAGUCAAAACAUUUUAUGGUGAUUUAAUGCUGGCAGAUGGCACGUAUGGUGGGAGUAAAGGUCGAAGGUGGAAGGUUGACUGGGACAAAACCCCACAACCUAUUCAAGUGAAACUAAAAUGUCUGAGAGGUGUUAGAGAGAAGCUUCCAGGUGGAAGGUAUGUGUUAAUGGUUUCCCUUUACAACAGACUUGGAGGUCAUGUUUUAAGAUGGUCAAAGUUGAAAGGCCAGAUGUGGGGAGCUGCAACCCUCCCCAUAGAUCAUGAUGGACAGUUCUAUAAUGUGGAAAUGAAGAUGGACCAGAGUGUGUUUACAGUUCUUCCUGCCAAAGCAUCACUGAGACCUGGUAUGGUACUGACCUUUGAACUAUUCUUGUUACGAGGAUCUGUAGUAGCAAAAGACAGAGUUGUUGCAUGGGGCUCAUUUCCAAUAUGUGAUGGCCAAUUUGAUGUUAUAGAAGGAAAGUAUAGAUGCCCAAUGUUGCGUGGAGAAAUGGACCCCAUUUUAGACAAACAUGACAAGAUAGAAGAACUAAUGGCAUCUGAUCUGGAUCACUGGAUGUCUAAUCUCUACUUUGAAAUCAUAAAGCUUCCUAGAUACUUGGCAGGACAAAAAGAACAUGAAGUGGAAUUACAUUUUACGUCUGGGUUGAUAGGAUACCCUGACCGAGUGAGAUCAGCUGAGGAGUAUAGAGAUGGAGAGAAACCACUUCCUGGUUCAAUAUCUACCAUGGCCUCGGAUGAUGGAUCGUCAACAAGUUUGAGUCCAACAGACUCUGGGACUAUUGAAGUGAGAUCUGAAGCAACAACUUCCAAAGUUAAACUGGCAGAUAAAAACAAGAGUAAAGAGGCUCAAGCAACUACUUAUGGUUCUCGUAUCCUACACAAAGACAGGAAACUAAACAUGGCUAUAGGUGAUAGUUCUGAUGAGAGUGAUGAUGAACUGGCUGACCUAGCCAUCAGAAAAGAGGAAGAUUUUAAUCCUGUCAAGGGCAUGCCUGGCAUGUAUUACAAGCAAUACAACAGCAAACCUGUUGAUCUUUAUCACAAGAAAUUGUAUUCAAUGCUGCCUAAAACUCCAUUACUGGCUCCAAACAUGAAGAAGAAGAAGUUGACACAUGUUGAAGAACUAGAGGAACAUUCCUUUGCAGUUCAACCUGCUUUUGCUGGAAAAGGUAGACUGGCUAGAAGUAGUCAUGAGAAGCUACAGUAUGUUGGUCGUCAGUUCCUAGCAGAACUUGGAUUAUCACAGUGGAGAAGUAGAGAAUUCUGGGGCAUGCUGUUGAUGUUUAUUAUUGUGUUUUUCCUCAGAAUGUACAUGCAUUAUAUUGGACAGUGGUUAUUCCUCAAUGCUAUCAGUAUACCAAUCAAUAAGUUCAACUUUCUGCCGUACACUGUGGAACUGAACUAUCAAAGUAACCUGAUGAAGACCAGAGAAGAGAUAGCAGUGGUUUGGUUAGGUCCAAUUAUGAACAUUGUUAUUUUCAUUUUGUUGGUGAUAUUUUGUUGGAUAUCUCAGAAGUUGUUUGGACUUUUCCCUGACAUUGGUUGUAAAUUUACUGUGGCUUAUGGACUGAUGACUCUGCUGGAUCCACUCUUUAUAAUGAUUGUGGAUUGUAUUUUGAAGCGAUACAUUGAUGAUGCAGUAAACCCAGAGGCAGACUUCAUGAAGCUUUACUGGCACUUUGAAAGGGCAGAAGGUUCAGGACUGGCAGGCAUAUUUAUUACCUCAUUCCUGUACUUAUUUACCAUGUUCAUGACAGCCUCUAUUAUCUACAUGUAUUUCCUAAGGCUGCACAACAAUGGAAGAAUGUUGGAUGUUUACUGGCGUCUACAUGGAGCAGAGGAUAACUUCUUCAAUCCUUAUGACCUUGAAGUAUCCAAUCAGGAGCUGAACUAUAUUGUUAAGAAGUCUGAGGCCUGGAGAGGAGAGGAAGGGGAGAGAAGAAAGACAGCUGUAUAUGAUUAUAUUUGGGAAGAGGAAGAUGUUGAAGAGAGUAUUUGGGAUGAGCAAGGAGUGGAGCAUCGCGAGGUAAAACAUGGUCGGAAGGAGAUCACAACACAUGUCUCUAUCCAUACCAUACACCUGGAUGGUCUCAGAGAACUGUACAGACAUUUCCUUAGACUACCUGAUGGUGGUGUCGUAGAGAUAUUUGGUGAUAUAGCAAUACCUGGUAUGGACAAGGAUAUAAAAUUUGCAUUGGAGAAAGGAGCAAAAAGGAUUGAGAACCUAGGAUCACAGACCAGCUUUAACAGGAUUCGUGGACGCCACACAUCCAUGUCUAAAAGUGGGUUUGCAGCUCCAGAUUCACCAACGUCCAGCAGUUCAGGAUCCAUCAGGAAGAAGAAAAUGGCUUGAAGUCUUAUUGUACAAUUCAUUUCUGUCUGACUGAAAAAAUAUUGUCACAUUAUGUUUAAUAUCUUUGACAGUUAUCCUUUGGCAUAGUAUAUUAUUUCCAUUUAUGUUUAUUCCUUCCAAAAUAUGCAGGAAUUUGAUUUUUUUUUUACUUAACAUUUGAAUUUUAUGUAAGAAGUUAACAGUAGAGACUUUGACAACUCUCUAUUAUUAUUAUAGUACAACAACUCACAUAUUAACCUUGUCAGUCAGUUCAUUUGUCUGCACAUCUAGUUGUUAGUUCACAACUUUCUUAUUUAUACUUAGCAUUUAUUAUGAGAAAUGGUAGUUGGUCAAUUAUCAGAUCAGUAAAAAUAUUUUCAGAACAAAUUCAAAGCUACCAUCUUCUUUAAAACACUUAUUUUUGUCAUUCUCAAUAUUUGCUUUUCUGUUGUUUUUAUUGUUCAACUGUUUAAUAUGCCAUACAUUAUAAAUCAGUUGUCUUUUUCAAUGUACACUUUAUAGCACGAGAAGAAAAAGCUUAGAAAAUUGGUAAUUGAAAAAUUAACAGUCAAUCUUCUCUCAAUUAUGAUCGUCUGUUUUCAUUUUUGUUUGUUUACCUUAUGUGGACCAUAUUGUUUCAUAAUUGUUACAGUAAUAAACAUGAGGGGGAUAGGACCUUUAUCAGGACUCCGGAUCGGGUGUUUUCAAGCUCAGAAUUUCAGAAUUGUCCCUUUCGGGAUCAGGGAUUUUUUUUUUUUAAUUUAGGGAUGUCAGGAUUUAAAUUUAUUUAAAUUCGGGACCUCAGGAUUUCAUGUUUUUAGCCCGGGAUUUUUGGAUCAGGACCCAGGACCCCUCCUUACCCCCCUUCCCUAACAUAUUGUCGAAAUGAAUAUAUAAAUUACGAAGAAAAGUUAUUUGCUAUCCUAAUGCUAGAAAGCACAGGAAUCAUUAUACAUGUACUAUAUAUAUAGAGAGAACUAUUUAUCCCGCUAGAAGUUUUGUAGUUUUUUUUUUAUAUUUUAUUUUAUAUCUUUAUAUUCAUAUAUAUAUAUAUAUAAAUUCCGUCCGAUAUUUUCUGUAAAAAUGAUUGUGUAUUACAAUUGUAAAUUUAUUAAUUUUUCAAAAAUAUUGGUUCUUGUUUUUGAAUUGUUUAUUCCACAACUAAAUAUAUACUUAAUUAUUUGGUCAAUUUUGUAAAGCUAUUUCAUAUGCCAAGUUUUUUUCCUUUUUCUUAUGAACUAAAUUAAAUCAGUUUACAGCAGAUUCUAUUGUGGAAGUUUAUUCCUAAUUGGACUUCUUUUCUUUUUGUAAUUAAGUAAGGUACAUGAAACUUUAAAAAAUAUUUUUAUUUUGCUUUUCUAUUUGGCUAGAAAAUAUGAAUUGUCUGAAAGAAAUAGAACGUAAAGUAAUACAUUUGUCAAAUUUAUAUGAUUGUUUUACAAGCUGCCCUAAAUAGGUUAAAGGUCAUUUAAAUUGUUGACUGUAGUUUGAUAAAACAGAAGUGAUACAUGUAUCAUCAAAUAAUAUUAAAUAUUUGGCAUACAUAUCUUUCUUUGAAAGAAAAGGUAUGAUUAAGCAGUUUUAUUCUGCUUCAUGAAUUUGAAAAUCUUUGAAUCCAUGUUUUUUUUUAAAGAUCUUUCAAGUAUACUUUACAAAACUUGGAUCUGACUAAAUUAGUACAUUAUUUAUUUUUUAUACAUCGAAAUGGUACCAAAAAUACUUAAUAAUGUCUCAAGUAACAUUUUGAAAUGAGCUACAUGUGUAUCCAGGAAAGAGGUUUUUCUAGAAGUUGUCUUAUACAAAUAUGUUAAUGAGAAAUUCCUAUAUCGUUAAUUGGAAGAUGGGGUUCAGGUAUUGCUUACAUUUUGUUUUUUUAAACAAAAUGUUAUCUGUAAGAAUGAAAUAGGUUAUGGAUUAGUCUCCCUUUAUUGAGAAUUUAAAGAGAAGUUUUUAUGGCUAAAUACAGAUUUACACUUUAUAGAUUUUUGUCCAUAUGAAAUGAUUUUCAUUGUAUUAAUAUAAACAUGUAUUCUCCAUCAGAUAUUUAACAAGUUAUUUUUAUGUUCCAGGAAGUGUAAGAAUCAAAAUGAAUGAAAAGAUGAUUUAAAUGAGAACAUAGGCUACUGUGAUAAAAUUAUUGUUGAAUUGUUGAAGGUUUUUAUUUUUAUUUGUUAAAAAUGUUGUGGACAACAUGAAAAGACCUAAGCUGGACUUAGAGAUUAAUUUGUGAUAAUUUAUUUUAACUAUUAUAGACGUUUAAUAUUAUAUUUUAUUAACACAUAUCUUUUUAAUGUUAAUGACCAUUCAUUGAUAGCUUUGUAUGUACACUGAUUUGUGCAAUAUAAACUUUGCAAUGUUUCACUCACUUAUAAAACAGUUUUACCAAGUUUGAAAAAAGUAAUCUUCCCGACUAAACAUAUUAUAAACAUAUUUUGAAGAUAGUAAUUUCUUUCAUAUUUAAUAAUGAAAAAUUUAAAUUCACAUGUCAGAUAUCAAAACUUUCAACAUUUUUAGAUCCAAUUGAUUAUAAUUAUAUGUAAUAAUAAUGUUGUAUAUCAAAAUGAGUUAAUUUCAAUGAAGUUGAUAAAACUGAUUUAUUCAUGUAAGAAUAUUUUCUUAUCCAUCUGUCAAGCAUUUUAUAUUUAGUAAGUAGAAUUAAACCAAUUCUAUGACACAAGGAUACAACACUCCAGUAGUGUUUGCUGCUGGCAGCCUCAAGUUUUUUUUAUGAAUAAAAUAUUAACAAUUUA
Mytilus trossulus (common blue mussel) is the source of this 6059-nucleotide messenger RNA. RefSeq lists its product as uncharacterized. The coding region runs from base 139 to 3330 and encodes 1063 amino acids. The record is from RefSeq and is a predicted model, not a curated record. The transcript is spliced from 24 exons. NCBI's taxonomy places the organism in Eukaryota, Metazoa, Mollusca, Bivalvia, Mytilida, Mytilidae.